Messenger RNA from Gregarina niphandrodes, 552 nucleotides. Its product is annotated as putative transmembrane protein. Lineage: Eukaryota; Apicomplexa; Conoidasida; Eugregarinorida; Gregarinidae. The transcript has a single exon. The record is from RefSeq and is a predicted model, not a curated record. Bases 1 to 552 code for a protein of 183 amino acids.
AUGGAGGUGGCCGUGACCCCCGGGCCUAUUCUGCACGACUCGAGCCAAGAGGACGAGACCACGGAAACCCCGACCGUCAAACUAUUCCGAAUAAGUAUCUCAAAAGAACCGACCCACGUUAUGAACCUGGUCGCUAUGACCCACCUGGUCGUUAUGACCCUGAUCGCUGUGACCGGUGUGAUCGCUACGACGGUCAUCGGUAUGAUGACAAUGGAUAUGACCGAUAUGAUGACGACCGAUAUGGUCGUUGUCAUCGCAGACAACAGUCGUGCUCUGUCGUAUCCUACCAGCCACGUCGCCGGAUCGAACCGGCCCCUGCUCAGCCGGGCGUGUGUCCACGGGUGUGUUCCCGGGCGGUCCGUAGCCGUUCUAACAGUAAGGUAUAUCGCCACAUCAGCCGAAGCCUUUCGAGUCCCAGUCGCGGUUCCCCGGUUCGAGAGUCUCGUCGCUCACCGGCUAGGCACUCAGCGACCCGCCGUUCGCCGACCCGCCGUUCGCCGAUCCGUACAGCAGCACGGCACAGCAAGCAGGUCAGGCAUUACAGAACAGUGA